This is a messenger RNA of Macadamia integrifolia, 1273 nucleotides long. RefSeq names its product ribonuclease P protein subunit p25-like protein. The transcript has 8 exons. The record is from RefSeq and is a predicted model, not a curated record. Gene Ontology annotation, molecular function: RNA binding. Bases 270 to 983 code for a protein of 237 amino acids. Lineage: Eukaryota; Viridiplantae; Streptophyta; Magnoliopsida; Proteales; Proteaceae.
CUACCAUCGUUACUCUGACACAAGCAAGCAAGCAAGCAAGAACCGUCCUCCAGUCUCCAGUUGCGUUCCUUAAAACGUGCCCUAAUCUCGUGACUCACGUUAAUUCUUCCGGGGGUUUUAGCCUUUUUUCCUGGUGUGGUAAUGGAGCUAGGGUUUUAGGAUUCCCCUAGUCCUUUUUAGCGCCUAAACUGCCCUGUAAAAAAACCGUAACCCUUCUUCUACUCCACCUUCUCUCCCCUUUCCGCUCUCUCCGUGCUCCAACCAAAGCCAUGGAUAGAUAUCAGAGAGUCGAGAAACCGAGGCCAGAGUCGAUGAUAAACGAGAAUGAGAUCCGAAUCACAACCCAGGGCCUGAUAAGGAACUAUAUCAGCUAUUCAACUAGUCUCCUUCAAGAGAAAAGAGUGAGAGAGAUUGUCUUGAAGGCAAUGGGACAGGCAAUCAGCAAGACAGUGGCCAUUGCUGAGAUUAUAAAGAAGAGAAUCCCAGGAUUAUAUCAAGAAACUACCAUCGGCUCAAUUAGCAUAACUGAUGUAUGGGAGCCCAUUGAGGAGGGACUUGUGCCCUUGGAGAUGACGCGUUAUGUUUCGAUGAUUUCAAUCUCUUUGUCAACAAGGGAGCUAAACAAAAACUCUCCUGGGUAUCAAGCUCCAUCACGUGAGCAGCAGCAGCUGAAGCAGCAGUAUCAGCAACCGAAGCAACAGUAUCAGCAACAAGCUCCUGCUCCAAUCAGUGGUGCUAAUGAAGAUUCAUAUGUGCGGGGACGUGGACGUGGUCGUGGUAGAGGGAGAGGAAGGGGUUGGGGGAGAGGUGGAUAUGGGAAUACCCAAGAGAAUGGUGGCUAUUGGAAUUGGGGUCGAGGUGGCGGCCGAGGCAGAGGUGGGGUCUAUCGUGGUGCUGGAUAUGACAGAGGCAGAGGUGGAGGCAGGGGUUAUGGUCGUGGACAUGGACGAAUGGGUGGCCGUGGGAGGGGUAUUUGGAACUAGGCCUAGGUGUUGGGGUGGAAUGUUUGUUUUUGCUCUAGCUAACUGCUUGCCUUGCCGUAAUAGGGAAGAGAAUUUGGGAACUGUUUUCCCAGCAUCAAACUGUGGCUCUCUGAAGAGUUGUUGAAGCAGUGUUUUGUUCAUUUUGUCUAUGAUAUGAAUGUGGGUAGGCUUGCUUUGUGUUUGUUGAUUUUCUGUGGCCAAGGGCAGGUGAUUACUCAGUUGCUGUAAUUCAUUCCCCUCUUACCGCUUGAAUCUCCCUUUGUAAAUAUAUCCCAUUUUUCUUGGUGUAA